GAUGGGAUGCAUUACUUAGUAAAUAGUAGGUUAAAGAGAUUCUUGUGUAUUGUUUAAGCAGUAAGUUUAUAGAUGAUGAAUGUAUAUCCUCUUGCUGACACAAUGAAAUGAUCUGAAAGAAAGGGAAGACAAAGUGGGUCCCACCCCCAUACUAGCGUAUUUAGCUUUUCAACGUUUCUUUCCCGAUUGAAUCAAUUUUCUCUGUCACUGAUCUACCCUUUUUCCUUCGUUUCGGUGUAUCAUCAAUCAAUAUUAUUCUUCCAUUUCUCAUUUUGAUUCUAUUCUUCGUUUCCUGCUGCAUCAUUUCGUACGCUCUUCAUGUCUUCACAAUCCCGAGAUGUUUGUAUUGUUGGUGUUGCAAGGACCCCAAUGGGUGGUUUCCUUGGCUCCCUAUCGUCUCUUUCAGCUACACAACUAGGCUCAAUUGCUAUUAACUCUGCUCUCAAGAGAGCCAAUGUUGAUCCAUCACUUGUGCAAGAGGUGUUUUUUGGAAAUGUUCUUAGUGCAAAUUUAGGGCAGGCUCCUGCUAGACAGGCUGCAUUAGGUGCCGGAAUACCUACAUCUGUUAUCUGCACUACUAUUAACAAGGUGUGUUCAUCGGGGAUGAAAGCUACCAUGAUAGCAGCACAAACCAUUCAGUUGGGUUCCAAUGAUGUUGUUGUGGUUGGUGGUAUGGAAAGCAUGUCAAAUGCACCUAAGUACAUUGUAGAAGCAAGGAAGGGAUCUCGGUUAGGACAUGAUACUAUCAUUGAUGGUAUGCUCAAAGAUGGCCUUUGGGAUGUCUAUAAUGACUUUGGCAUGGGAAUUUGUGCAGAAUUAUGUGCAGAUCAGCAUGUCAUAACUAGAGAUGAGCAGGAUUCUUAUGCGAUUCAAAGCUUUGAGAGAGGAAUAUCUGCACAAAAUGCUGGUCAUUUUUCUUGGGAGAUAGUUCCGGUUGAAAUUUUCAGUGGAAGAGGAAAGCCUUCCACAAUUGUUGAUAAAGAUGAAGGUUUGGAGAAGUUUGAUGCUACAAAGUUAAGGAAGCUGAGACCAAACUUUAAAAAGGUUGGGGGUACUGUGACUGCUGGCAAUGCUUCUAGCAUAAGUGAUGGUGCUGCUGCAUUAGUGCUAGUGAGUGAAGAGAAGGCGCGUGAGCUUGGUUUGCAUGUAAUUGCAAAGAUAAAAGGAUUUGCAGAUGCAGCUCAGGCACCUGAAUUAUUUCCAACUGCUCCUGCCCUUGCAAUACCAAAAGCUAUAACAAAUGCUGGUCUUGAGGCUUCUCAAAUUGAUUAUUAUGAAAUAAAUGAAGCCUUUUCUGUUGUUGCUCUUGCAAAUCAGAAACUUCUCGGUCUUGAUCCAGAAAAAGUUAAUGUACAUGGAGGAGCUGUAUCAUUGGGACAUCCAUUGGGUUGCAGUGGAGCUCGCAUCUUAGUUACAUUAUUAGGGGUAUUGAGACAUAAGGGCGGAAAGUAUGGUGUUGGUGCUAUCUGCAAUGGGGGAGGAGGGGCAUCUGCUCUUGUCGUUGAGCUCACGCAAGGCGCCACUUGGAGACGUUCCUCGUUGUGACCAAGAUCUCACGUCAUACUGCUUUUCAACACUGCUACAACUUGUUUUGGAGGAUAAAACAUAUAUGCUGGGUUAAAGUAAGAAAUGGUAUUGGUUCAGCUUCACAACCAUUUGCAGAAAUGGUAUUAGAACACGAUCCUGAGCAAAUUGCUACAACUAUUCCAGAAAAAAGGAUUGUAUCUGAACCACAGUUUGAUGAUCUCCUGGCUCAAGAAUUGAUCUUUGCAUAACUUUCAACAACUAAGUUGAUCAAACACGUCAAAAGUGCAUGAUUAACCUCAUGCCUUAUUUCCUUCUAAACUUUUUUUGUGCUUUGGUAUUUUGCAAAGUCUGUAAUGAUUAUUGUAUAAAUAAAUAAAUACUCCUACGACAUCCGUGUUGACAAAUUAUUUACUGUUCUACUUUUAUGUGCAGAAUACCAACAGUCUUUUGAUUUUAAGAUCAA
This is a messenger RNA of Cicer arietinum (chickpea), 1990 nucleotides long. RefSeq names its product acetyl-CoA acetyltransferase 2. Lineage: Eukaryota; Viridiplantae; Streptophyta; Magnoliopsida; Fabales; Fabaceae. Gene Ontology annotation, biological process: fatty acid beta-oxidation. Gene Ontology annotation, cellular component: mitochondrion. The record is from RefSeq and is a predicted model, not a curated record. Gene Ontology annotation, molecular function: acetyl-CoA C-acetyltransferase activity.